Messenger RNA from Halichondria panicea, 890 nucleotides. RefSeq lists its product as uncharacterized. Gene Ontology annotation, biological process: regulation of DNA-templated transcription; chromatin organization. NCBI's taxonomy places the organism in Eukaryota, Metazoa, Porifera, Demospongiae, Suberitida, Halichondriidae. The transcript has 5 exons. The record is from RefSeq and is a predicted model, not a curated record. Bases 124 to 777 code for a protein of 217 amino acids. Gene Ontology annotation, cellular component: nucleus; MSL complex; NuA4 histone acetyltransferase complex.
AGGUCGUUGGAAUUACAAACUGUUUCAGCAGAUAUGGUGUGUUUUAUUUAGAAUUAAAAAGUGAAAAUUAUAAUCAAAAGAAGUUUGAGUUGCUGUAUCCAUAUCCACAGUUAUGCCUACGGAAUGGAGUAUCCUGAGGAGUUAGCGUUGUCCAUACCACCGUUUCUAAAGCAAAGACUAGAAGACGAUUGCUUCUGGGUAUUACGUAGAAGCAAGUUGGUCAGUCUGCCUGCUGAGACCAGUGUAACCAGCCUAUUGAGAGGCUACUAUCAAUACUCACUCAUCAACCCACCACAAGACACAAAUCACAGUGUUGGGCUCCUGGCUGAAGUACUGGAUGGUCUCAAGGUCUACUUUGACUUCACCCUCUCUGAUCACCUCCUCUAUUCUCAAGAGAAGGCACAGUUCAAGCAUCUCUGUGAGGAGGAGGGUUUCGGACGUGCCACUGUUGUCAAUAAGAUCCCUCUGGCACACAUUAACAACAAGGCUGUCAGCAAUCACACACCCACACACUCCACUCCUCACACUCCUCACAAGCACCCCUCCGAUGUGUACGGGGCUGAACACUUUCUGAGACUGUUUGUAAGACUACCAAUGUUUCUAUCACAAGCACAACUCUCCACCGCCCACACACACACCAUACACACUCAUAUCAAGGACCUUCUAGAAUACAUGGUGAGUCAGGACGGACUGUUCUCUGAUAGUCAUUACCAUGACAACGGUACACCUCAUACCAACGGACUUGUGGACUCUGACCCCAUGAGCACAGAACAAUAAACUAGAAUUCUCCCAAUCAUAAGUCUCUAGUACAAUCUCUCUGUACAUGUCAUAAUCAUGUUGUUGUUGUCAAGUAUUAUUUUGACUGUUUGAUGUUUGAUCAUAGAAAACAG